Vittaforma corneae ATCC 50505 is the source of this 720-nucleotide messenger RNA. RefSeq lists its product as uncharacterized. Lineage: Eukaryota; Fungi; Microsporidia; Nosematidae. The record is from RefSeq and is a predicted model, not a curated record. The coding region runs from base 1 to 720 and encodes 239 amino acids. The transcript has a single exon. Gene Ontology annotation, biological process: COPI coating of Golgi vesicle. Gene Ontology annotation, molecular function: GTPase activator activity.
AUGAGCGAGAAAGACUACAAAAAGCUUGUUGGGAAUAAGUCAAAGCUUUCUGAAAACUCAUUCUGUGUAGACUGUGGGACAAAAAGUCCAAAGUGGGCGUCUGUGCGAUACGGAACAUUCUUCUGUCUGGACUGUGCGGCUGUCCACAGGUCUCUUGGUGUGUACUUGGACUUUGUGAAGAGCGUAAAUCUUGAUGGAUGGGACAAGGAGUCCUAUUUACCAAUGGAAUAUGGUGGGAACAAGAGGUUUGUAGAUUAUGUAGAAAUGAAGGGACUGAAAGACCUCGACAUUGAGAGCAAGUACAAGAGCAGCGAGAUUAUUGAGUAUUCCAAGGAGCUGAUGAAAAUGAUACACAAAGAGACAGGACUUGAUCUUAGAUCAUCUGAAAGAAAGGCGCCACAGACCAGCGGAAGGGUAGCUAGGACACAGCCGCAUGUUGAAGAUAAAACUGAAGUGCUAAAGCCAUCAAUCUACUCUGGAUCUGUGGUUACUUCAAGUCUAUCCAACCUGGGAUCUGCGAUUGGCUCACAGGUAAAAAACAUUAAAGAAAAGACAGUGGAGUAUGGAAGUAGAAUAGGAAGCACCGUUAAAGAAAAAGCAAAAUUGCUACUCGAGAAAGGAUCUGUAAGUUACUCAGGGGAUAUCAAGGGGAAGAAAGAUGCUAGUCUUAAGACACAGCAAAACCACACCAAGCCUGCAAAGAAAAGUGAUUGGAGCUGA